This is a messenger RNA of Rhopilema esculentum, 7706 nucleotides long. RefSeq names its product centrosomal protein of 290 kDa. Lineage: Eukaryota; Metazoa; Cnidaria; Scyphozoa; Rhizostomeae; Rhizostomatidae. Gene Ontology annotation, biological process: ciliary transition zone assembly; non-motile cilium assembly. The record is from RefSeq and is a predicted model, not a curated record. Gene Ontology annotation, cellular component: centriolar satellite; ciliary transition zone.
GUUGUUAUUAUGGCCUAGGCGACAGGAGAAGCGCCAACUGGAAAUUUCGAAAUAAAACUGUAUCGUUUUGUUUGUCUACAAAAUUUUAUAUUGUACAUGUUUGUUUGUUAACUUGACAUGUUGAGACCGUCAUAAAACCAAACAUAAAGCUGCGUAGAUACACUUGGAAAAAGCCAAGGUGUAUAAGAGAUGGCACCAUUAGACUGGAAUGUAAUUCUCAGCAUUGAAAGCAGUUCUCUUCAAAAUGAUGAGGAUGCAGCAGAAAAGAUGUUUGAUAUACUUGCUCAGGCUGAAGUUCAAGAAGAAAAUCAAGAAGCAUCAAGCCCCCAAAACAUGGUUCAACUUUUUAGAGUCACACAGGCAGUGAUGAUGGUAAAGAAUGUUCAAUAUGAGACAGCUUUAGAUGAACUGGAACAAGCAAUGAAAGGAGGUGGGACAAAAGAAAGCGAUUUGAUGGCGGAGGUAGAGGCUUUGCAAAAAGAGUUGGCACAUUACCAGAAAUAUAGCAAUGCUGGGGACAAGUAUUUGAAAUCCGAAAUGGCACAGCUUGAGGAGAGAAACAAGCUAUACGAAAAGGAACUUGAAGAGCUGGAGAGAAAACUAGUGAAAGAGCAGCAACAGAGAGACAAGUUGUCAAAGCAGUGCGAAGACCUCGAUUUGAAAAACACGGAGUUGAAAAGAGAGGGAGAUAGACUAAGAAACCAUAUCAAAGACUACCAAAGGCAGCUUGAGUCACAAAGAGAAAGCCAAAUCCUUCGUCGAGGUGAAGAUAUGACAGUGAAAGAUCAGAUAUCGAAGAAAAACAAAGAGAUUUCGGGUUUUAUUGAUGAAAUCAGGGAGCUGCAGGAUGAGAAUGAUCGGCUGCAAAGAGACGUGACUCUUGCUCAGAAGGAGCUUAAAGAUGCAACAGCGGCAAUGAAUGAGAUGGCAGAUGAUUAUGCUAAGCUAAAGAGCGUCUUAGAGGACACGGAUUCCCUUCUUGAGAACAUGCGACAGGAACGAGAUCUGUUGAGAUCACAGGUGCAAGAUCUGAAUGAGCAACGUCAUUUGAAGACAGACGCAGACGAUGAAAUGAUGGUGGCUUUCAGCAAGAAAGUAGAUGAAUGGAAGAUGGCUGUUUCUUACAAAGAUGAGGAAAUUGUUCAGUUGCAUGAACGCAUUGCCGAAUUGCAGAAACAGCUGCAAGCUGCCAGAAUGGAUACUGACAAAAAUGCCAUGGCAGAAUUAAUCUUGAGUAAUCAAGAAAAAGAUGAAAAAAUCAAUGAACUCAAGAAGAGUUUAGAAGUGGCUUCCAAAGACAUGCAGUCAAUAACAGAGAGAAUUGAAGAAACAAAGCAGAAGGCUAAAGACGGUGGUGCUUCCAUGCAUCAGCAAAUGAAAAUAGAGUCACUGAACCAGACGCUGCAUAAAGAACAAAUCUCAACCAUGAAAGAAAGGGAGCAGGCUAUGAAGCUUGAGAGGGACAUCGCAGAAAAAGACAAGGAUAUUAGCGAGUUGCGAGCAAGGAUGAUGCAGUACGAGAUGGGCCAAUUUGGUUUGCCAGAAGCUGUGCAAGAAAUUAAGGAAUUUAGAACAAAGAUAAAAAUUCGAGACAAAAAUAUCGAAGACUUGACGCAGAGCCUCAAUCAUGUUCAAAUGGAACUUGAUGACUGCAUGUUAGAAAAUGAGGAGCUUAGAGAGCGUUUGGGACUGGACCCAAAAGAGCAACUAGAUGCUGAUUCAAUACGCAAGAAAAAGCAAGUUAAGGAGGAGCAGGCACUGGCCCUUAACAGAGUCCUUGCGAAGGAGGUGGAGAGAUUGGAAGAAGAGAGGCAACAUUUAAAGAAAAUGCUUAGAAAACAAGCAAUGCACAGAGGAGAGAGGGCAGUUGAGCUUGGCCUUACAACUGAAGAUCUUGUCACUGUGGAGGAUUUGGUCUCGCAAGAAGAACCUGUUAUCAAACCAAUCAGCGUGAAAGAGGUGCACGCAGAUGCCACUCAGUCGUUUGCAUACCAUAAAGGUAGAGAGAUGUUAAAUCCUGAAGAAAAGUCCAAGCUUGAAAAGAGUAAAGAAAAAAUGAAAUCAAAUGUGACAAAAUUGGAGAAUGAAAAUAAGGAGUUAAAAGAUGAAAACAAGCAACUUGAAGUUGGUCUUAGAGAAAUACUGGCUCUUGUGAAAGAUAACCGAUUCAAAGAAGAUCAGAAUGGGCCGCUUGACUUGCGAAUUCCAGCGCUGGAGAAAUUAAUCGCGAUGAUUGAGUCCAGAAAUGCAGUUGGACAGUAUGAUACAAACUUGAAGCUGAAGGCUGAGAUUGAUCAGCUGAAUGGCAGAAAUGAAGAACUGAGGUUGGAAUUGAGAAACUCCAGGAAUGAAGUUAACGGACUGACUACAGAGAUUGAGCGAAAAGAUCAAAAGAUGCUGGAAGCGGAAAAAGAAGUGGAGCUUUUGAAAGAAGCCGGCCAAGGGAUCAUCAAACUCAGUCCAUUUCAACUGCCACAAGGGAUGAAUCCAUCAUCAAUCGACAUCAUUGCUAGCCUCAACGAAUUUCUCAUUCAAAUUCUUCAGGAGCUUUCCAACAAAGAAGAAGAGUUCAAAACCAUGGAAGAAAGUUUACAGUCGUACAAGAGGAAGUUCUCUGUUACUAUGCACCAGCAGAGUAUACUCUAUUCCCAAUAUUUGGAAGAGAAAGAACAAAGAGAGGUCGAGCUUCAAAAAUUUCGAGAAGAGAACAAUAGUUUGAGCUUAGUCAGAGAUCAAGACCAGAUUCGUAUACAAGAAUAUGAACGUUUGUUGGAAACACUUAGUCGUGACCCUGACAGGCAAAAAUCUCGUUUAUCUGAGUAUGCUAGAAAAAUAACAUUGCUACGGGUAAACGAGAAGUCCCUUUCGAGAAGGUAUACAAUUCUUAAGGAGUCAGAGGAACACGUUCGAAAGGAAUGCAGCAAGUUGAGGAAUGAUAUCACGUCGGUGGAGAAUGCUGUAGUCGAGAGAAUUGGCUAUCUUACACGAUAUAAGGAAAUGGCAUCUUACAGAAUAGCAGCCCUUCAAAAAGCGUUGGAUGAAAGUGUGCCUGAACUUGAGCUGCAGCUUGCCAACAAAAAAUAUAACGAGCUAACCGCUAAAUAUAGAGACCUUCUUCAAAAAGAGAACAUUCUGAUCUCAAGAUCAACAGCUGUUGAAAACCUUGAGUACGAAAAAAAGUUUCUUGAAGAAGCUCAAGCGACCCUAAGGAAACAAUUACACGUUGAGAAGGAAAGAAGUUAUGUGCUUGAGCAAUCAAUGAAUGAUUUAUUGAAAAAAGUUGGAGAUACGACAGGGAAGAGCAAUAUCAGGCAGGAUGAGAUAACCUCGAUUGCAAGGCAGUUGGCAACCCUGGAGAUGAAGGAACUAAAUGAGAGACAGAGAGCGGAGCAUGCCGUAAGGAGGAGGGAACAAUUGCAAUCAACAGUAGCUGAGUUGGAGAAUAGAAUUGAGGAACUGGAGCAAAAGUUUGCUGAGCUCACGAAAAUAAAUUUGGACUCACAAAGAGUCGAACGGGAGUUGCGUGAAGAACUUAUCAACGCGGUUCCAGCUGAAAUUAAUCGAGCUGACAAAAAACGCAUCGGAGAACUAGAAGAAUCGGCAGCCAAGUUAAGGCUGGAAAUGUCACGAUUAAAAGAAGUUGCUGAAAUUGCAAACGAUCAAGCCGAGACAGUGACCUCCAGGCAGCAGGCACAGGAGAAAGAGCUAACGUCACUGAGAAACCAGCUUCUUGAUAUUCAGAUGGAAGGGGACGAGAAGACUAUCAUAGCAAAACUGCACCAGCACAUUGUCGCACAGCAAAUAAGCGAAGCGACUGCUGUCCGGAAGCUUGAAGUAACAAAUGCAAAGGUAAAGAGACUAGAGGUUGCCAUACUGCGAAUUGAGCAGCAGUUGGAUGAGAAGGACCAGAUCUUAUACAGAACUCGGAUGGAGGCGAGAGCCAAGGCGAGGUUCUUGCAAAAGACAGUGCAGGAUCUGCGAAGACAAUUUAGUGGCGCUCUGCCUCUAAUUAAGCAAGAAAAAUUUGCACAAACUUUGAGGAUGUUGCAGGACAGCAAGGCAGACCAAGAUGUCCAGCUGAAUUUAUUGAGAACCAAAAGCCAAGAGGCCGAGGGCAGAAGUUCCGAAUUAGAGUUGAAGCUCGUCAGCCUGCAAGAUUUAAUCGUCACGUUAAAGGAUGGAAAGGGUGCUGAAAAGGUUGCGGAAUGGCACAACAGAAUGGCUGAAAUACGUCUCCAAGAUAUGAAAUUAAGAAGACAGCUGGAAAAAAACGAACAGAGGAUCAAAUACUUGGAAGAUCAAAACAAGCGACUAGAAGAAUCAAUUUCUCUUCUUGAAGAUGAGAAUUUCAAGCAAUCUAAAGAAUACGAGGAUCGCCAGUUAGUCUGGGAGCAAUAUGAAGUUGAACUGGAAAGAAAGAUAGCAAGACUGGAGAAAAAUCAAGACGAAUUGUUUGAAACGGCACAAAAGUUUGAAGAGGCCACAGGUUCCUAUGUUGAUCCCACUCUGCCAAUUGCAAAUCAGUUGGAAAUGGCGAUAGUGAAGCUCAAAGAGCACAUCAAAACAGUUGUUAUCACAAGAGCAGAGGCGAAAAGGUUAAAAGCGAACAUGCAAGAAUGGGAACAAAAGUUGCAAGAUGCCGAGAAGAAAAUUGUCAGAAAAGAUCAGCUGAUUAACGAGCUCCGCUUGCGAAUUCCAAUAUCCGAGAGAGGUAUUCUUCCACAAGAGGUUGGGACUGUUUCUAGUGAAAAGUCCCACGAGGAGCAGCAUGCCCAGAAUGCUUUGCAAGUGGCGCAGUCAACAGUCGACAGUCUCAAGAUAAUGAUUAAAAAGAAGGAAGAAACGAUUUCCAAGUAUCAGGAAAUGCUGAAGUCUCUUAGAGAAGACAUGAAGGCACAAGAAGAGUCACAUAAACAUGAGAUGAAAGUCAUUCAGGAUAGACUGCACUUAGAAAUAGAAGAGAAAGUGAAGAAGUUGAAGAAAAUGCAUUUGGAGUACAUAAACGCCCCGCAGCCACCAACGCCAUCAGAAAGACAGCUGAAUAGGCUUGCCGAAUUGGAAGAAAUGGUUGCAGAGCAAGACAACAAAUUAGCUGUUGCAAAGGAACAGGUGAAGAAAGGAAAAGAUGAUAUUGAGCGACUGAAGGAGAAGUCAGAUGUUGAGCUUAGAAUGCAAAAGAAGAAGAUAAAAAUGAAAGAAGAAGAACACAAGGCGGAAAUAGAGAAACUGAACAAGGAUAUUGAAUUAGAGCAAAACAGAGUCGCGGAGCUUAGCAAGGAGAUCGAGAUUCUGAAUGAUGAUCUCCAUGCUGCGAAAGAGGCUAAUGAAAGAGCACCAACAAAGACCAUGAAAGCUUUGGUUGAAAGACUUAGGAAUCAAUUAGCCUUGAAGGAGAAACAGCAAAAGGCGUUGAGUCAAGCAUUGUUACAGUUGAGAAGAGACAUGGUUAAUCAAGCUGAAGAAAACGUCCAGACUCAUGCAAGAAAAGCAGAAGAUGAGCUGAAUGUGCAGAAAAUCGUCGAUAAGCAAACAUCUUCAUUAGAGUCAAAAAUAGAAGAGCUGCAAGCAAGGCAAGAAAAAUUGAAGACAGAACUGAAAGCUAAACGUGAAUCUGAAAAUGCGAUGAAAACAGAGCUGGAUCAACUGAAAAGGGAUAAUGGAAGAAAGGAGGCCAGUGUAAAGAAACUUGCGUUGGAACUCAAAGAACGUGAAGAGUUGGAAGAUCAAGUGUCAAGUCUUAAGGCAGAGAUUAGAUCGCUUGAAAAAUAUAAAGUGGAGGCGGAGAAGUUGAGAAAGCGAAUUCAGGUGUUGGAAGAGGAGCAGCAGCUUGAGGUGCAACAAGCUGAUAACGCGCAGACUGGCGCUGAGUUGGAUUAUUUCCCCGAGAAAGAGAAUGAGACUGCAAAGGACGAGCCGGGGAAAGAACAAAAGUCCCGAGAAGAAGUCAUUAGGUGGGAGGAAAAUAAGAAGUGGCAGAAGCGAAUGGAGUCUUUGAAAAGCAAAUUAAAAGAAAAAACGGAGGAACUUGAAAAAGCUGAGAAGAAUAUUCAAAUGAUGAAAGAUAUCAUUUCAAGAAAUGACAAGGAGAAGGCCUCUUUGCAAGCCAAAAUUAAAAGCUCUUCUCGAUCAGCUGAAGACGUGCAAUUUUCAGCCACUGGCACAAGCAAAGAAGAAGUAGUACAGAGGUUAAAAGGAAGAAUAUUCCAGCUGGAAGAGGAGAACAACGAUUUGCAAAGGCGACUUGCUUUGGAUAGGGACAACGAGUUACAUGAAUUGCGAAUUCGAAAUAGUCAAUUAGUGGAAAACGUGAGGGCGUUGGAGAUCGAGCUGACCGACAAGCAGGCGGGAGAUGAUCCUGAUCAGUAUGAUUGGUCUUUGGCCCGAGAACAGAAUCUCCAAAAGGAAAUUUUAAGCGUGCGAAAGGAAAACAUGGAACUGAAAUUUGAAAACGACCGUGCCCGAACAAACAUUCCUCGUCUAAAGGCCAGAGUAAAGGAUUUAGAGGAAUACUGUGAAAUUCUGAAAUCAGAACUAGAAACUGUGAAGAAAAGAGAAAAAGAAAGAAGGGGAGCGAUGGGCACAGGGAUGGGAGGCCAGUCAGUUGAAGACAUGGAGAGAGUAAUCGCCGCUAUGAGGAGGGUCAUAGAAAGACUGCAGGGUGAAAAUGAUAGCUUGAAGAAACUGAAGUCGAAGGCGCCACCGCAUUCUGAUGUUGCAAGGGAAAAUCGACAACUUAAACAAGAGAUUCAAAAACUCAGAUCCAAAGACGGGGGCUCGUUAUCAGCCCGUGGUGCAGCGGCAACCAAACUUGUUCAGGAGAACGAAAAAGUUCGUCGAGACCUCAAGAAGUGCAAUGAAGAAAUUGAAAAGCUGCGAAACAGCAAUUCAAGCCUUGCAAUUGAAAAGGAAAAGUUGUCAAAGGAUCUCGAAAAGGUCACACAGCGGCUAGUAGCUGCGGAGGCGCGUGCACCAAAAUUGGAAGAAGCAGACAGUGCGCAAUGGACAGCAGCAGUGAUGACAAAAAUGAGCGAAGAGAGGGUCGGGAAAAUUGAGGCGGAACUCGAGAAGAAGAAUAAGCUCUUGGAUGAUUUGAAGAACCAUUUGCGAUCUGCAGCUGAAAGGGAAGCCGAGCUACUGCGAAAAGAAGAUGAAUACAAAGAAAAAAUUUCGCUGCUAGAGCGAUUUCCUGCAGACAUCAAAGCUGACAGUGAUGUAGUUCAGCAUUUACAAAAAGCAAGGCUGCGCAUACAGACUUUAGAGGCCGAGAAAAAUGAACUCCUAGACGAUGUGUCCAGAAUGAGAGAACUUACGAGUGAUGGAACGCAGCCACUCAAAAUGGAUGAAGAUGAAAUACUGAACAAGCUGAAAAAGUAUGAUCGUUUGUUGGCAAUAGAAGUUGAAUUAAGGACUCAGCUGAGAGUGGCUAUUGUCGAGAAUGAAGGCCUUGUUGCAGAAAAUGUGAAGCUAAAACGUGAGUUAGAAGCUUUUGAUCCGGCGUUCUUCGAGGAGAUAGAAGACUUGAAAUACAAUUACAAGAAAUCUGUGGAGAGAAAUGUACUAUAUGAAAGACAACUGAAACAACUGUCGCGCCAGUUCGGCGUGGAUGUAAAUAUUCCUGACAAUGAUGACUACUAAGAACGUGUUAGAAUGUUAUUAUGGUUGUAUAUUUAUUGUUUAUCAUAUUUAUUAAAUAUCAGGAUUUUGUA